AUGAGGGAGUACCUGGGACUGGGUUAUAACAUUAAGGAAAGCAUGCCACUUGGAAACGAAGAAGAUAUAAUAAUUGACCCAGGAUACAAGGAACCGGUAAUAUCAUUUGAAUAUGAACAUGGGUUUGAUAUUUAUAGUACACAUGGAAAGCAUUUGCCCUUUGGUGUUUGGACGAGAAAUGAAUCAUUGUGCUAUAAAACGGUUCUGUUGUCCAAAGGAAGUAAGGGUAAAUCCAUGAUAAGUGUACUAAGUGAGGACAUACAAUUGAGUAUAGUCGGUAUGGAUGUAUACAGUGGUAAAAAAUUAAGUACAAAUUUAUCCAAUACAUUCAAAGACGAUCAAAUGAAUGUGUUUAAAUUAAACUGUUCAAUAUAUACAACGGGGAUGAUACUUUCAAAUCAAUGGAAACUAAAAGGAUCAAUUAUAAUACUAUUGAAUAAGAUUAACAAUUACAUAAACAGUAAUGUUAACCCCGAAAACGAUGAUCAAAAGGUUAAAAAUGCUUGGUAUCAAUUAUUUAACCAAUAUGGGACACAUAUCAUGACUAAAAUAACACUAGGAGGUAAAAUUGUUGAAAUGAACAAUAACAAAGAAGAGUCAAGUGAGUCUAAGGCAGAAAAAGAAAAUAAAAUGAAGCUAAACCUGGAAGUAUUUAAAUUAAGUACUGACGUUGAGAGCAAUAAGAGUAACGAGGAGUUAAAUAAAAAUAAAUACGAAAAGAUAAUAAUCAUUGGAGGAAACGUAGUGUCAAACGAUUUGGAUGACCAGUCCACAGAUGUGAAUAAAGAAAAGUGGAUAAAAACCAUUAAGUAUAACCCAGUGCCCAUUCAAUUUGAGCUCUCCCCUCUCAGCUAUUUUAUACACCAAAAUUAUCAAAAUGAUAACUUAAUGAAGGCAUUGUUUAAUAAAUAUAAUAAUAGCGAGAUUCACAGCAUAAAUAAUAUAGAGUUUCUGGGCUGUGGAUACAGUUUCGACCACUUGAAACAGAAUAUAAACAAUUUUAAGAGUCCAAUAAUACAAAAUUAUGAAAGCGCUGUGGAUGUUCAAGAUCAGUUCAUAUGUGAUAUAUCUACCGAACAACUCAAUAUCGAAAAUGAACAAGAGGUGGUGAAAAAGAUAUACACACAUAAUCAAAAUUCAAGCUCAAACGCUUAUAGUAGUUAUAACAAUGAAGAGUUUAUAAACGAUGACAUUAAGGAUGUUUUCAGUAAACACAAAAACCUGAUGAUUAAGAAAUACAAAUGCAUAGUUUAUAAAUCUACUUUGGUAUCUAAAAAUCUUUUUGAAAGCCAUGGUGAUGCGGAAAAUGUCAUAUUCUUAAGAACAUUGAAUGGCUUAUAUAACAAUUGUAAACAUAACUUCGAUGCCAGUAAUUGUGACGUUGCAACUUAUAAAAAGAACUCGUUGGAUCCAAACUGCAUUAAAUGUGUAAUGCCAUGGGUUCAGUUCUUUAAAGAUUAUGGACUUUAUGUCACAAAUCAAAUCACUAUGGGAGGAAUAAUAAACAAGUUUUAUGAUGUGAACAAGUAUAAUGGUAGUUCUGAAAAAAAGUAUAACAGAAAAAAUAUAAAUGAAUCUAGUACAUUCUUUAAACUUGUAAGCCACAGAAGCGAAGAGAACGAUAGUAGUUCAUCAGAUGAAACAAAUAAGGAACACCUGGAAGAAGUGUACACUUUAACGGUCGGGCCUGAACCCUCUGGAAACAAACUGACCUCGAAGGUGAUUUCAGAAUGGCUACAGGACGUAAUUCGAAAUCCCACUCCAAUAGAUUUUGAACUGAUACCAAUAAAGGAAAUCAUUCCAAAAGAAUACUUGCAAAUUUAUAGUGAUGCUUCAGACUAUUACUUGAAGCUAAGGGAUGGUGACGUUCUAGUCAGUCAAAUGGAUGGAACCAACAAUAUAAUGAUCAACAUAUUGAAGAAGUCAAAAAAUGCAGUAAAGAUUCUGACUGAGAAUGAGAAACAUGUAAAGGUGUGCGGUGGAGAGGAAAAGGCCAUGCUUGGUUUUUGUAUGUCGCUUAACUCAAACGGUGAAUUGAGGCAACUGCAACUGCUAAAUAACAAAUUAAAUCAGUGUUUGUUCACAGAGAAUACAUCGAGUGUUUUGAUGUGGUCGUUGUGUACGAUAAAUCAGCUACAAGAUUCGAAGCAGAUGAUAUACAGACCUAAAAAUACUGAUAAAGAAAAUAAAAAACUAAGAUGUCCAGCUAACAUGGCAAUAUUGUAUGGGUUUAUAGUAAAUGUAAAAAACCCUACAUACAUUAAACUUUGUAAAUCGGGAGAAAGAUCAUGCUCCGACGAUGAUAUUAAUAUAAAUGGUUUUAUAUGGCUGUUUUGUAUUCCGAAAAAUAUUAUCAAUAUAAACUUUAUCAAAUCGAUAUUGAAAACGGGAGUCGAUAAAGUAGAAAAUGGAUGUCCAGAUAAAUAUAAGUUGAUACACGGCAUCAAGUUUAUGUUCCACCAAAAUAACGACAACCCAAAAGAUAACCUUGUCAUGGAGCCUUGUAGUCCUUUCGUCGAUAAUUGCAACAUUAAUUGCAAAGAUUGCAAAUAUGUUGCAAAACAGUUGGUAAAAAUGCUAUUUCUUCUGUACUUAUUAAUAUUUAAUGUUCUUUGUUCCAUUCAAUUGGACAAAACCUCUAAACACGAUAUUAUUAAGAAGAUCAAUAAAGUAAAAAAAAUUCCAUCACUGGAAUAUUUGGGUUGUGGCUAUGACAUUCUUUUUGGUAACCCUCUCACCGACUCACAGCUACUGGUGGACCCAGGAUUCAGGGAUCCCAUAGUCUCAUACUCUGUAAUGUUUAAGAAAAAUAAAUUGUUUCAAAAAGUAUCUGCUUCUAACAUAACGAAUGCGUGGAUUAGGCCGCUGAUUGAGUGUAAAAGAUCCAACGAGAGAACGGUAGUCGAUAAUUUAGAAAACUAUAAAAGUUUGAUAUCUGUGGAUAGUGAUAUCAGUGCAUCAACAAUUGAUGAAAGCGCCAAAUUUUCAUUGUCAACGAAUUAUUCUGAGAUCAGUGACUUAUUAAAAAGUAAUAAAAGCAAACUAUAUGUGGAUAAGUCCUACUGUUUCUUGCUGGAAGCAGGAAUACCGCUGAAUCACUCACUGAAACUUAAAAACUCGUUUAUAGCAGCUGCCAGGAAGCUAAAGACCAACUUUAACAAAUACACUGAAAACUGUAGUGUUUUGAAAUACACAGUCGACAAAAACAGCGACGAAUGUAAAGAAGUAAAGGCCUGGAUGGAUAUGUUUGAACAAUUUGGCACUCAUUUCUCAUAUGAUAUUAAAUUAGGGGGAAGAAUCACUUAUAUUACACAAGAAGAAACCUCAAAGGAUAACAAAAACAACGAAAAGCAGGCGGGAGUUGGAAUAAGCGGGAAAGAAAAACGAAGUAACAUAUCAGGGGAGGCAAAUGUCGAUUUUGUUUUUGGCAAAAAAAGCAACCAAAGUAAAAACUUAUCGUUCAAACACACUAACAUCCUCGGAGGAUUACCAAUUGGAGAUAUAAACAAAGACUUAGAAUAUGUGAAGUGGAUAAAAAGUGUGUACAAAUAUCCAAUGCCAAUAAGGUCUCAAUUUGCACCAAUAUCUAAACUGUUCAAAACAAAAGCACUAAAAGAGGCCUAUAACGAAGCAUACGGAUUUUAUCUAGGAACAAAGGGAAUAAACACCAAAAAUUAA
Molecule: messenger RNA, 3678 nt
Organism: Theileria orientalis strain Shintoku
Lineage: Eukaryota; Apicomplexa; Aconoidasida; Piroplasmida; Theileriidae
Exons: 22
Coding region: 1-3678 (1225 amino acids)
Source: RefSeq, a predicted model, not a curated record